AGCAAACUGCCAUUUUUAACUGGUCUUGCCUGUAUGUGGCAAUAAGAACUAGCCCAGCCAGCGAUGCCCACACUCCAAGAAAGAUUUUUAAAAUUGAGAGGGUCAAUCUCUUAAUGCUUUCAGCUCCCCUGGUCAUCUUUCCCUGGCCACAGAAACUCCCCUGGUCAUUUCCCUCUGUCCACGGAAGUACCCCUGGUCAUUUCCCUCUGCCCAUGGAAGCUCCCCUGGUCAUUUCCCUCUGGCCAUGGAAACUCCCCUGGUCAUUUCUCUCGGGCUGUGGAAGCUCCCCUGGUCAUUUCCAUCUGGCUGUAGAAGCUCCCCUGGUCAUUUCCCUCUGGCCAUGGAAACUCCCCUGGUCAUUUCUCUCGGGCUGUGGAAGCUCCCCUGGUCAUUUCCAUCUGGCUGUAGAAGCUCCCCUGGUCAUUUCCCUCUGGCCAUGGAAACUCCCCUGGUCAUUUCUCUCGGGCUGUGGAAGCUCCCCUGGUCAUUUCCAUCUGGCUGUAGAAGCUCCCCUGGUCAUUUCCCUCUGGCCAUGGAAACUCCCCUGGUCAUUUCUCUCGGGCUGUGGAAGCUCCCCUGGUCAUUUCCAUCUGGCUGUAGAAGCUUCCCUGGUCAUUUCCCUCUGGCAAUGGAAACUCCCCUGGUCUUGUCUCUCUGACCGUAGAAACUCCCCAGGUCAUUUCCCUCUGUUUGUGGAAGCUCCCCUGGUCAUUUCCCUCUGGCCACGGAAACUCCCCUGGUCAUUUCCCUCUGGCCGUGGAAGCUCCCCUGGUCAUUUCCUUCUGGCAAUGGAAACUCGCCUGGUCAUUUUCCUCUGGCCGUGGAAGCACCCCUGGUCAUUUCCUUCUGGCGAUGGAAACUCCCCUGGUCAUUUCUCUUCGGCCAUGGAAGUUCCCCUGGUCAUUUCCCUCCGGCGAUGGAAGCUCCCCUGGUAAUUUCUCUCCAGCCAUGGAAGCUCCCCUGGUCGUUUCUCUCCAGCCAUGGAAGCUCCCCUGGUCGUUUCUCUCCGGCCGUGGAAACUCCCCUGGUCGUUUCUCUCCGGCCGUGGAAACUCCCCUGGUCGUUUCUCUCCGGCCGUGGAAACUCUCCUGGUCGUUUCUCUCCGGCCGUGGAAACUCCCCUGGUCGUUUCUCUCCGGCUCUCGCAGCUCCCCUGGUCGUUUCUCUCCGCCUCUCGCAGCUCCCCUGGUCGUUUCUCUCCGGCCGUGGAAGCUCCCCUGGUCAUUCCUCUCCGGCCGUGGAAGCUCCCCUGGUCAUUCCUCUCCGGCCGUGGAAGCUCCCCUGGUCGUUUCUCUCCGGCCGUGGAAGCUCCCCUGGUCGUUUCUCUCCGGUCAUGGAAGCUCCCCUGGUCAUUUCUCUCUGCCAUGGAAGCUCCCCUGGUCAUUUCCCUCCGGUCAUGGAAGCUCCCCUGGUCAUUUCUCUCUGCCAUGGAAACUCCCCUGGUCAUUUCCCUCCAGUCAUGGAAGCUCCCCUGGUCAUUUCUCUCUGCCAUGGAAGCUCCCCUGGUCAUUUCCCUCCAGCCAUGGAAGCUCCCAAUGUCAUUUCUCUCUGCCCAUGUCAUUUCUCUCUGCCAUGGAAGUUCCCCUGGUCUUUUCCCUCUGGCAGUGGAAGCUCCCCUGGUCAUUUCUCUCCGGCCAUGGAAGCUCCCAAUGUCAUUUCUCUCUGCCCAUGUCAUUUCUCUCUGCCAUGGAAGCUCCCCUGGUCAUUUCUCUCCGGCCAUGAAAGCUCCCCUGGUCAUUUCUCUUCGCCUCUCGCAGCUCCCCUGGUCAUUUCUCUCCGCCUCUCGCAGCUCCCCUGGUCAUUUCUCUCUGCCAUGGAAGCUCCCCUGGUCAGUUCUCUCCGCCUCUCGCAGCUCCUCUGGUCAUUUCUCUCUGCCAAGGAAGCUCCCCUGGUCAUUUCUCUCCGGCCAAGGAAGCUCCCCUGGUCAUUUCCUGAAAGCUCUCGUUGCUCCUCAUUGGCGGCUGCAGUUCUCAUUGCCGCUACAUCACGGCUGGGAGCUCCUGGGAUUGGCUGCCGCUGGAAGGAGCCUGCCCCUUCCACCUAUCGGCUUCACCAUGGCGCUUCGCUGGCGGACGAGCUGCAAAUAGGUUUCAGGUUGUCCCGGAGGCGCAACAGCUGGGACCGGCACGGUCAGGAAACAAUGGGCUUGUGCAGGAAGAUUGUCCAGAGUAAGGCCUCCUUCCGUUCCUACCACUUUGGGCUGCUGUUGGUCGCUGCGUUGGCAGUGUUUGCCUUUUACUACUUAGGAUCCAACCAUGAAAAUUUUUCCAGCACCACCCGGAGAAUGAAGGAAAAUCAGGCAGGAAAGAGUUCGCAGGGCGACGCUCAGUUGACAGCUAAUCUCAGUGGGAAGAAAGCGGCAGAAUCUCCAGGAAGUGCCCCCUUUGCUAACAGCGAGCCUGAGGACACAGCGGGGAAGCAGGCGGUGCAGUUUCAUGCUCUGAUGAUGUUUACCAAGGUGGACAAAAACUACGGUCUCCAAGAGAAAUUUACGGUUGCCAUCAAGUCGAUGGUAAAACAUGCAGUGUUCGAGGGUGAUGAGGUACUCUGUCUGCAUUUUGUUGCUGAUGUCCCCAGCAAGAAGAUAGGAGAACCACUUCUACAGCAACUGAUGCAAAUCGCUCCCUUCAAAUAUCAGAUUAUAUUCCAUGAUGUGGACAUCUUGACUCAGAAGUUGUUUCCUGUUGUUGAAGGAAUGCAGAAACAUUUUAGUUCUGGAUCUGGUGCCUAUUAUAGUGAUUCCAUUUUCUUCUUGUCAGUUGCCAUGCACAGAAUCAUGCCUUCAGAAAUGACUCGUAUUGUGCAGUUGGACCUGGAUUUGAAGUACAUGUCUAACAUCAGGAGUCUGUUUGGGGAGUUUGAGAUGUUCCAGCCAGGAGCUGUGAUAGGGAUCGCCAGAGAAAUGCAGCCUGUUUACAGGCACACCUUCUGGCAGUACCGCAGAGAAAACCCCAAAACUAAAGUUGGUGAUCCUCCACCAGAUGGCCUCCCUGGAUUCAAUAGUGGAGUCAUGCUGCUAAAUUUAGAAGCUAUGCGGCAGUCAGAACGCUACAAUCAACUUCUGAACAUGGAGAACGUACGAAAACUUGCAGAAAAGUAUCAUUUUAAAGGUCACCUAGGUGACCAAGAUUUCUUCACGUUGAUUGGAAUGGAGCACAUUGACCUCUUCCACAUUCUGGACUGUAUAUACAACAGACAGCUCUGUACCUGGUGGCGGGAUCACGGUUAUGCUGAGGUCUUUGAUCUGUACUUCAAAUGCGAUGGGCAAGUAAAAAUUUACCAUGGAAACUGCAACACCCCAAUCCCAGCUGACUGAGUAAAUGUAAUAUUUGAGAGUGUUUGCGGAUGCCUUACAAUGCACAAUAUUUUAUAUUGUUAGAAAAUAGUGUUCGUACUACUUGAAAUACUUUUCAUUCAUUUGUACCGAUUUUAUAACUCCUAUCUUUUUCCCCUUUCAUUUGUUAUCCCUCCUCUUUCUAAUCAGAUUUCAGAACUCUCAUUUUGUGAGAGUCAUUAAAUGGUAAACCCAUGCAAAUAAUUGUGAAAUCUAUUAAAGCCAAGAAAGUAUGAA
Molecule: messenger RNA, 3570 nt
Organism: Chiloscyllium plagiosum (whitespotted bambooshark)
Lineage: Eukaryota; Metazoa; Chordata; Chondrichthyes; Orectolobiformes; Hemiscylliidae
Gene: xxylt1
Product: xyloside xylosyltransferase 1
Biological process (GO): protein O-linked glycosylation via N-acetylgalactosamine
Cellular component (GO): endoplasmic reticulum membrane
Molecular function (GO): xylosyl alpha-1,3-xylosyltransferase activity
Source: RefSeq, a predicted model, not a curated record